Messenger RNA from Macrosteles quadrilineatus (aster leafhopper), 1917 nucleotides. RefSeq names its product carboxylesterase 4A-like. The record is from RefSeq and is a predicted model, not a curated record. The coding region runs from base 14 to 1840 and encodes 608 amino acids. Lineage: Eukaryota; Metazoa; Arthropoda; Insecta; Hemiptera; Cicadellidae. The transcript has 11 exons.
UAUUUUUAUAGCAAUGGAUAGGAAAGGAACUAUAGUUACCAUUAUUUAUAGGUUAUGUUUAUUUGUUCUGGUCGUAAGCUGCAGAGCAGAUACAAACUCUGAAGUUAUCGUAACAUUGAGCACAGGAAAAGUUUCUGGAUUGAAACUAGUCUCUGCAGUCAACAAGGUCUAUUAUAGCUUUCAAGGUAUCCCAUAUGCCGCCCCUCCAAUUGGCUACCUCCGAUUUAAGCCUCCCAGACCACCCCACAGGUGGAAUGGCACAUUGAAAGCCUACGAAGCUCCUCCAGCCUGCUCUCAGCCAUGGCAAAGAGUACAGUUUCCAGAGAAAUACAGCGAAGACUGUCUGUACAUUAGUGUCUUCACUCCCUACCUACAGCCACCAGGAGAUAAGCUUUUACCAGUCAUGGUGUGGAUUCAUGGAGGAAAGCAUUACCAAGGGUCAGCCACCAAGCACAAGUAUGGAGCAGACUUUCUGAUGACUGGGGAAGUAAUUGUGGUCACCUUCGACUACAGACUUGGUGUAUUUGGUUUUCUUAACAUGAAUACAAAAAGUGCUCAGGGUAACGCGGGUUUGAAAGAUAUGGUGGCAGCUCUGAAAUGGGUACAAAAGGAGAUCAGACAUUUUGGUGGCAACCCCAACAAAGUCACUAUAUUUGGAGGGAAUUCAGGAGCGCAGGAUGUCAGCUGCUUAUACCUCUCUCCAUUAUCUCAAGGACUUUUUCACCGAGCCAUCUCUCAGAGUGGCCAGUACUGUGGUACCACCAGCAAUAACAUCAACACUGUACUCUCUAGCCGCACUCUGGCACGUCUGCUGGGUUGUGACUACAGGAAACCUGAGGCUGUUGUUGCCUGCCUGAGGGGCAUCACUGCUCAGGUGCUGGCCGAGAGACAGAUGGAAGUUGCCACUCAAGAGCCAGGAGAUCUAGAGAACCCAUUCCUGCAGAGUGUAGAGGAAGACCAUGGUGAGGAGGUGAUGAUCCCAGUUGACCCCUCAGAGUUACUACAGUCAUCAACCUCCAAAGUCCCGUACCUCAUGGGUCUCAAUACUGGGGAGGGUAUCAUGGAAAUAAAGGAUCUUCAAGAAUACCCAAAUCAGUUCAGUGAUUUUGAGCGAGACUUUGAGAAGUAUCUUCCAUACAACAUAAAGGAAAAAAGUUCUAAAAAAGCACUACAGUAUAUUAUAAAGAAAUUGAAGAAAUUUUACUUCCAUAACAAAAAUGUAACCGUUGACACCAUUGAUGGGUUUAUUGAUUUCAUGACAGACAAAAUGUUCAUGUACAGCAUCGUGACACACGCAAAAUAUCUGAGUAACCACACAAACGUCUUUUUGUAUCUGUUUGCAUACAACGGAGCGUUUGAGGAGCCUCUCAAAAUUACCAAAGACUUAAAUUUAACAGGAGUGGUGCAUGGCAGAGAGCUAGGCUACAUGUUCUACCGGCCCACAGUGAUAGAAACUCAAUCUCACAUGUCUGACUACCCACAGGAGUGUGAGAUGGUAACCAAGAUGGUCACCUUAUGGACAAACUUUGCCAGAUAUGGGAGUCCAACACCAGUGGAUGACCCUGUGCUUGGAGCUACUUGGCUCCCAGUCAAUGGCUCUCUCACCCAGCACCUGGUCAUCAACAGUUCCCUGACCAUGGACCAGACCCCGCUGUACUCGGCCCGUGUGGCUAUGUGGGACGAGGUGUACUUGAUAGCAGAGCAGGACAUUGCCGAGGCCUCGUGGUCCAUCGCCAUCAUGAUAGUGACGGCUGUCUGUGUAUUGUCAGUCUCCAGCCUCACAUUUCUGUUGUACGACUGUUGUUGUCGCAAACGAGACCAGUACCAGGUCUUGGAGUAAAUUGUAUUUUUUCAGUAUUGUUAUUGUGAUACGAAGUUUAUAAUGUGUUUGAUGAAUAAAGUUUUUCUUAUUUUAAA